AUGUCGUCCUCCAACGUACCUACAGAGACCGAUAUACUGGUCGUGGGGGGUGGUCCAGUUGGUAUGUUUACCGCUUUUCGGCUGGCACAGCUGGGUCAGUCCUGCGUGGUGAUAGAGAAGAGCACGCACACAACCAUCCAUCCGAAAAUGGAGUACUCCUCUCAUCGCUCGAUGGAGAUAUACCGCCAUAUUGGACUUAUUGAUCAUCUCAAGCCCCGCGCCGUUCCAGAAACCUACAAGUUUGCUGAGAUUUUCACAACUGGCCUUGGGGAAAAGAACUUCCCAGAACCUAUUGCAAGAAUUGAUCGACCGCCGCCAGCCGAGUUGCGCAAAAGUUGGGCGCAAUCGAAUGAUGGUUCUCAUCCAUUGGAGCCACACAUGCGACAGUCGCAGGUUGUCUAUGAAGAAAUACUCAAGUCUCUUGUCGAAAAAGAGCCGCUGGUCCAUGCAUACUGGGGAUAUUCCUUCCAAUCACUCACCGAGAGCGACGAUAGCGUUUUGUCGACUAUUCUUGAUCCAUCAGGAAAAUCAAUUGCUAUCCGGAGCAAAUUUGUGAUCGGCAGCGACGGAGCGGGUAGUCAAGUUCGACUGAAUGUUGGUAUAAAGUCACCAAGGCGCUCACUGCCCCUUGGCCUUGCGUAUGUACACUUCAAAUCAAAAGAUCUGGAUAAAAUGCAAAGUCAAGGUGACUUCUGGCACAUGGUGAUCCUGAAUGGAGCCGUCGUUGUCAACCAAGAUGAAAUCGAGACCUAUACCGUGCAUCGCAUGAUCCCUCCUGGAGUUGAUUUCAAGAUUGAGAAUGCCGUGGACUUUGUCAACGAAUCACUUGGUGGCAUCGGAGGACCUUUUGACAUCAAAGUCGACAAAGUCAUUGUGCAAGGAAAAUGGCAAGCAGACUUGUCAACUGCGGAUUCAUUUCGGUCUGAGAAGGGCCGGGUCUUCUUGGCUGGUGACGCUGCUCACCAACUUACACCCGCGGGCGGUCAUGGUCUAAAUUCAGGGAUCCAGGAUGCAUAUGACCUCACGUGGAAGCUGGACGCAGUUUUGCGUGGGUGGGGAGGAGAAGGCCUGUUAAAGUCCUACAACCUAGAACGACGGGCGAUUGCCGAAUUAAACACUGCCAUGGUCGAGAAAUCAACUAUGGAAGUUGUCCUUCCAUGGCUGGGGAAAGCAACUGAAGUCGGAUUCGAGAACCUCAACGCGGCCACCGAGCACGGCCAGAGCUGUCGAGAGCAGGUACGAGAUGCUCUUAUGCCUGGACGCUGGAUACACGAACAAACAGGAACUGUCAUGGGCUACCGGUAUAACAAUUCUCCGAUUGUCAUCACCGACACAUCAGUUCCUGAGCCCCCGACUUCAGUUACAGAGUACAUCCCUAGUACUUGGCCUGGGGCGCGAGCACCUCACGUCUUCCUGUCUGAUGGCAAGACAAGUAUUUUCGAUCUCUACGGACCUGGUUUCACCAUUGUUGACUUUACCGAGCCCGGUAAAGCUUCAGAAGGAUUCGUUGCCGUCGCAGGCCAUCUGAAUAUCCCUAUCACAAAGGUUCAUCUUCCAAACGAAGCACACUGCAAAGCUAUCUGGGAGCGUGAUAUUGUUUUGGUUAGACCUGAUGGGUUUGUGGCUUGGAGAAGCUCGCCUCAAGGAGUACAAGAGUUGGAUGCGGGUGAGAUCCAAAAAGUCUUGCUCAAAGCAGUAGGAAGAUCUGCAUGA
Molecule: messenger RNA, 1713 nt
Organism: Mollisia scopiformis
Lineage: Eukaryota; Fungi; Ascomycota; Leotiomycetes; Helotiales; Mollisiaceae
Exons: 4
Coding region: 1-1713 (570 amino acids)
Molecular function (GO): FAD binding
Source: RefSeq, a predicted model, not a curated record